CUAUUCCGCAUAAAAAGUCUUCAAAUAGAAUGGAUCGUUUGAAGCAGUGGAGAGAGGAAAGAAAAAAGAAAAUGGAGGAAGAAAAGAGAAAUUCAAAGAAACCAAUGUUUAAAGUUUCACACAUGGAGUAUCAAGGCGAAGCAAGUUUGUACAAGAAAGAAAAGCCAGUGCAGGCCAAGGCAAAACCAGUCAUUCAGACAGUUACUAAACAAGAGGUGCCUUCUACCAGAAUGACAAGAUCAAGUGCUAAGGAAACUGCACCAAGCAAGAAAGCUAUGUUAGAAAAGAAAUCUGUUAAAGAAACUGCAACAAAUAAAAAUGUCCCAUCUAAAAAGACAUCUCCUGUUAGAAGUUCCAGUCAGAAGAAAGAAAAAGCCCAGAAAGCAUCUAAUCUCUAUUCUAAGCUCACUGUAUCAGCUGCAGCUAAAGCUAAGGGUGCAAAUGAUAAACCAAAAGAGUUUUUGAGAGCUAAACCUCAUAAGGUAGCAAAGGUAGCGAAGAAAGAGGUUUCAAAUGAAAACUUGACAGGAUCCAAAAACAUCAAGAUAACUAUAGAUGUAAAAGUUGAAGCCACAAAUAGCUCUAAACGUAAGAAGAGCAUCAACCGUUCCAAGAGUUCUGGAUCCAAGUGCAGAUACAGGAAAACACCUGCUGUCAGAAGGAGCCGUAGUUCAGCAAAGCGUCUAGCCACCCCCCGCCGCUCUAAGAGAAUUAUCUCAGCCCUUAAGAAAGAAACAGGUGAAGAUGUACCUGAUAAAACUGAGGAUGAAGAAUCGUUUGCUGAUUCUUUGGACAAUAGUGAAACACCAGUUAGAAAGAAUGACCAUCAGCAAAGUGGAAAUGUUGAUGAUAUAUCAUUCAGUGAUGAUGAAGUUGCAGAAAAAAGUAUAAAUAACCUUAGUAAGAAUGAUGCAUUUGACAACAAAGAAAAUCUGGUCAACAGGAUUAAGAGCUCAAGUUCUGAUACAAAGCGCAAAUCAAAUUAUUCUCCUUCUACUGCAGUUAACCCCAACAUGGAAAGUACACCUAAAACAAUCAUGUCACCUUUAAACCCACAAAUUGAUCAGGAUUCUGGACUUGCACUCAAAGAAUCGGACUUAACACCGUAUAGUAAACUUUUGGAUCAGAAACUAAAGUCUACUACAAAAAGACGAAGCAGGCGCCUAGAUUUUUCUCCUGCAAAGAAAGCAAGCGUAGAACAUACUCCUACUAAAUACUUGUCAAACUCUGAAACCGGAGAUACUGAGGAUACUCAGAUUUUGUUCGAAUUGAAUAGUACACCAUCUAAGCGAGUUAAAUAUUCAAGUGUGAAACAAGGUGAUGAUAUAGAUAAUGAUAAUCAAAUAUAUUUAGAUUCUGAAGUAGAUAAAAAAUCAGUGUCUAGUGUUUCAAAAAGAAAGAGCACUAGGCUUGCUGCCUUGACAGCAGAAAGUUCAGAAGAAAGUACAUCCAAAAGCCCUAAAACCAGAAAAUCUAUGCGACGCAGCAUAAACUAUGGGAGGAGAAGCAUUCUUAAGCGCAGGUCUCGUUCUGUUGUUGUAUCUGUGAGUGAUGAGGGAACUACAAGUAAUGUUGAUGAAAAUACAAUUACUGAAGUUCAUCUUACAAAUGAAAACCAUCCCCGCCUGGAUGUUUCACUGAAUAGAUCCACUGAAAAUCGCAGAAGUACUCGCAAGUCCCAGGUCAUCCAUGUAAGUGAUGAAGGAACAACCCUUGUGCCUGAAAGCCACACUGUGUACCAAGUUAAAAAAGCUGCUGUGUCUGAAGCCCCAACUAGAGCUUUACAAGAGCUUUCUGUAGAGAAGAUGGGGGGGGAAGGAGAGACCAGCUUCAUUGAGGUGCCUAUGGAUGAAAGUGAUAGCUGUGAAGUGAGCAUACACCAGGCCAGCACAUCUUCAGGAGAUAAAACCCAGUCUACUCAACCCUUUUCACCCCACACUUUAAAUACCAGCUGUACAGAUGCUUCCUCUCAGAACUCUCCGGGACCUUCAGCAGAACCUGUUUCCUCCCCUGACAAGAACCAGGAACUUACAAACUCACCUGCUGCAGUUACACCCAGGUCACUUCGACAGCGCAGGGGCCGAUCAAUUGCCCCAAACAUAUUCAAAACCCCAGGGCAACCAUUGUCUGCUAUUAAAGCCAAGAGUGAAAAGCGUAGACGUAAAACUGAAUACACACCAUCCAAGUCUCCUGAAGAGAUGGUUGAAAUUCUGAAGAAAAGUCCUAUGAUUGAAAUGAAUAGAAGGAAAUCUCGCUUUGCAGCCAAAUCUCCAGAAUUGAUUUUCCCUGAUGUGUCCAAAUUUGACUUGAUGCUCACCGAGGUGACUCAGCUUGAAAAUAUGAACACUGGAGAUAAACCUGCUGAAAUCACAAUCUCAAAUGAUACUGAUGGACAAGUUUCAAAUGAGGCUAUUCAAGAAAGUUCCUACAAAAUGGAGAGAGUGAAAUAUUUUCGAGAUCUUGUCAAAGUAGAAACCAAAAGGCUUAACGAUCUUUGUCAAGAAUGGACUGAAACUAUUUCUAACACCGCUGACUUAGGAGAAGACAGCGAGGGACAAAUCAGAUCAACUGUUGGGAAAGCCCAGUUGUUGAUUGAUCAAAGGUUUAAGCAGUUCAUUGGGUUGGUUGACAACUGUGAAUUUGAUCUUGGUGAAAAAGAAACUACCCCUACAGAUUUGCAAGGAUUUUGGGAGAUGAUUUAUUUUCAGGUGGAAGAUGUAAACCAAAUGUUUAGUAGAUUAACAGAACUGCAAAACAAUGACUGGCAGGUCAAACUUACCCCAGUUAAAAAUGUACCAAAGAAGAGACCUGCAGUGAAAGUUUCUAAAUCAAAGGUUAAAUCAAAUUUUGCUGCUUUCCGGCAAGAAAUGAUGAAUAGAAAAAAAGAGGUGACUUCAGACAAAAAUAUUGAGAAUGAAUCUAAAGAUGACUCAGAAAGUGUCAAAGUUUUUGAUGCUGGGUUUUUUAAAGUUUCUAGUCCAGUGAAACUUCAGUCAGGUAAAAGCACGCCAUGUAACACCCCUAAGAAAGAACAGGUUGAAGAAGUUGCUGUAACACCACCAAAGGACGCAGCUGCUAAUCAACAGAACUCUCCAUUCUGUAACAUAGAAAAUGUGGCAAUGGCCACCCCACAUAACAGGUUAUUAUCUGUCAAGAGAAACAGCUAUGUGCCUGCAAUUCCUAGUCCCCUUCUUAAUGAUAUCACAGGCAUAAAAACAAAGAAGUAGAAGACAUGUAUUUUAAUUCCUCACAGUUUUAGUAUGGCUUUUAAAAUAAGUAAUUAUGCUUGUACAUACUGCUGGAAACACUGGCCAAUGAGAAGCAAUCUUAUAUUGUAAAUAAAUAUAGGUAAUUUCAAUAUUUGUUAUUGGUGUUGAAAUUCUGGAGUGUUUUCCAGCACACAAUUUUAGAUUUUUUGAAAAAUAAAAUAAUUGCACUUAAGUUAAUAGUAAAGCUUGUCACCCAAGAAUUAUGAAGCUUUAAGAUUCUUGUGAUUCUAGGGUGUAACUGCUGGAACUACAUGAUUUUGGUUUGUGUACAAAGUUCCUAUAGGAUGACAUAUGCCUUGUUUAGUAUUUAAGAAAUAUUUUUAAGUUCGUGAUUUAUUGGCUUCAAAAAGCUGCGUUAACAAUUUAAAUUAAAUCUUAUGUUCUAACGUUUACAUGAGAUAAGAUUUGUCAGCUAAAAUUAUUUUAAUUUAAUUUCUGUUAUUAAUUUGACUGAAAAUGUUUAAUUCAUUAGUAUAUCAUUGUUGUUUUAUUAAUUUGAUACAUAUUUUUAAAUGUAUAAUGUGACAUAAUUAUAUUAGAAACAUUAUCCAACAUAUUUUUUUUUAUUACCAGUAGAUCUAUAUAUUAUAUACAAUUAUUUUUUUAUGUUUGUAAAAAUUUGAAGUUACUUGCUAUAAAACAAAACUUUAAGAAGAGGCCUUAUGUGUUUACACUGCUGUAACAUUGAAAGAAAGUGGUAAUAAUUAGAAAUAUGAGUUGCUGUUAACUGCAUCAUUUCUUGUACCAACCUUCAAGUACUGUAACUAAAACUAAACCUCUUUCAUUUCAUAUCAUUUUUUAAAUGCUUGAUCAAUAAAAAUGAAAACCUGA
This is a messenger RNA of Physella acuta, 4100 nucleotides long. RefSeq lists its product as uncharacterized. Gene Ontology annotation, biological process: signaling. Lineage: Eukaryota; Metazoa; Mollusca; Gastropoda; Physidae. The record is from RefSeq and is a predicted model, not a curated record.